Molecule: messenger RNA, 3785 nt
Organism: Paramecium octaurelia
Lineage: Eukaryota; Ciliophora; Oligohymenophorea; Peniculida; Parameciidae
Source: the annotation of a GenBank genome assembly
AUGAAACCAGUCAAUUAUUAUAAGGAUGUAUUAGAAUUAACAUAUAAGACACCUGAACAAGUAAACUAAAACAGAAUUAUUGUAAGUUAUUAUCCUUAAUUUAAUUACAAAAAUCUUAUAAACCUUUAACUUAAUAAAUAAUAAGAUUACCUUCUUAUAAAAUUAAAUGGUUGGAAAAAAGGAGAAAGGGAAGUAGCUAAAGAGAAAAAGACAUAAGAUAAUUAAAAGAAAAAGAAAAAGGAGAAGAAUAGAAAAUGAUAGAAAAGUAAAUGUUAUAAGAAAUAAAAGUCCUUACUUGUCACUAUAAAUCCCAUUAAGAUUAGUAAUAGUAACAAGAUCUUGAAAUAGAAGAUCAUGUGAGUUACCAAAAUAGUCGGGCAAAGUAGAUCUAGGAGUUAUUUUGAAUGCUUUGGAUUAUCCUAAACAAACUUAUUAAUAAUUUUAACCAUUAAUUAAGCCAGUUAUAAUUACGUAAACUGAAUAAAUAGCACCAGCGAAAUAGAGUCAAACUCAAUAAUCGAACAACCUAAAUAGCGACUCCAAAGGGCAUUGGUUUAGAAAUAGGAGAAAACCAGAUUUGUCAAAUAAAGUUGAAUAAUAAAAAUAAUCAUUUUCAGAUUCAAUGAAGAUUAUAAAGGUUGCUCCUGCUAAAUUUAUAAAAUUGAGAAGUAAUCAACAAAGUUAGGUAACAAAGGCAUCAUUGAUCUAUAUAUCUAAGCAAGUAUUUUAUUAUAAAAUAUUCAAAAGUGCAGCGAAAAUUCAAUUACGGAUAGGAUGAUACUGAAAAACAACUGAGAAUUAAAUUAGCGUCCAAAUAAUAACUUAUAUUUUACAUUAUAUUUUAAUUAUUUUUGUAUCAUAACAUUUCAAACAAGUUUUCUUAAAUACUUUUUUAGUUUUAUUAAUUUAUAUAAACUCUAACUACAAUCUCAAUUUUAAUCAAUAUGAAGGAGAGCAAAUAUCACGAAUGCCAGUUUGAAGGCGAUUCCAAUGUUAGAUUGUUACCUCAAGCAAUCGAUCACAUUGACAAAAGUUACUCUUUAGAAAAUGAUAUGGUUUUGGGAUGGGUUCCUGCUUAUUAUCAAGAAGAGAUAAUAAAUUUGGAGUUCUAAAACGAGUUGAAUGAUUUAGUAAUUGAAUUUUAGCACUAGAAAGAUCCAAAUAAGUUAGUGUAUUUAGGGUAUAGGCCAAAUGAUGCAAUGUAAUUUCAUAAUUAAUUCUCAGCAGAAUCUAAUUAUACGUUCAAAAAUACUUAAAAUUAAAAAAUCAAGAAUAAUAAAAAUUAAUAUUUAUUUGUAGGAAUGAAUCCAAAUAUUGAUUCUAAAAUAAAAUUCAAUUCAUAAUUUGAAAGUGGAAAUUUGGAUUUAGUAAUCCAGAAAUCUGAAUCUGAGUAUGAUUUAUUUAUGAGGGUUGAUACAAAUACGAAUGGUCAUACACUUUGGUAUUAUUUUGAAGUCGCUGGUUUGAAGAAUUAAGAAUAAAUUACAUUUAAUAUUUGCAAUUUUCGUAAGAAGAAGUGCUUAUAUGAACGUGGAAUGAAGCCUUAUGUCUAAAGGGAUUCUUAAGAAUGGUAGCAAGAAGGAGAGAAUGUAAAAUAUGGGAGUUAUAAAUGUUAAUUUAAAGAUAUAAAAAAAUAAUAUUAUUGUUUGACAUUCACUUUAAUGAAUAAAUAAGAGGAUGACACGCUAAAGAUAGCCUAUUGUAUACCAUACACAUUUAGUAAAUUAAAUACGUUUAUUAAAUCCUUAAAUUCGCAAUAUAUGGAAUAAUCAUAUUUUUGUUACACAUUAUGUGGAGUUUAAGUGCCAAAGUUAACAUUCUCUAAGGGUGGCAUUUUGAAGAAGAAAGUGGUUGUAAUUUAAGCAAGAAUACACCCUGGGGAAUCAAAUUCAUCAUGGGUUAUGUAAGGUUUAUUAGAGUAUUUGAACUCAAGCAGAGCAGAGAAAUUGUUAGACUAGUAAAUAAUAAAGUAAUUAUAAGGUUAGUUUUUGUGAUAGUGCCAAUGAUGAAUGUUGAUGGAGUAAUCUUUGGUAAUUAUAGGACUGGUUGUGCAGGGAAAGACUUGAAUAGAUAAUUUAGGGAUGAUAACAAGAAAUUGUAUCCAACAGUUUAUGCAAUGAAGCAAAUGAUAUCUGAUUUGUAUCAAAUAUAUGGAGAUCAAAUAGUUGCUUUUAUUGAUAUACAUGGACAUUCUGGUAUGUAAUACAAAUUUUAUUAGAGCCAAAAAGAAUGCAUUUUUAUAUGGACCUGAAUUUUAAUUGUGGAAUUGUAAUUAUUAUAAAUCAAGAUUAUUUGCUAAAAUUUUAUCUCUUAAGACUCAUAUUUUUCGUUAUUAUUCAUGUCUAUUCAGAAUAAAUGAAUGCAAAAUUAAUACUGCUAGAGCUGUAUUUUGUGAGAAAUAUCAAUUUAUUAAUUGUUUUACUUUGGAGGUAUCAAACAGUAGUUAUUAUUAUGAUUAAAUUACAGUGGAUUUUACUGAAGAGAAACUGAUUUAGUUGGGUUAGAUAAUUGGAGAGUCAUUUAAUGAUUUUAUCACUCAUUUUUAAGAAAUGGACGAAUUAUUUAGUGAUUUUAAGGAAAAGAAAACAAAAAGAUAAACUAAAAAAAAAGGUAGUAAUCAAUCAAAUGAGGAAAAAUAAUUGAAUCUUUAGAUAUUCUGUUAAAAUUCAAAAUAUUCUAAAUUAUUCGAAGAGAUGAAGAAUGAUUAACCCAAUUUAUCUUUUUCUGAAGGAGAGUCUGAUAGUGAAAGGGAAUCAGAUGAUUUAGAUGAUGAAGUAUUAAAGAAUGUUGUCUUGACAUAAAAUAAAUAAAAAUAAAUCAAAAAUUCUAAGAAGUUAUAAAAAUUAAAUGAUCUGAAAAAGAAAUCCAUCAGAAGUGAAAGUAAUCCGACAGGAACCAAAAAUACUGUGCUACUCAGUAGAUAAUCAUUUUUAGAAGAUUAGCCUAAUAAUAUUAUUUAAUAUUCCUAAAAUUAUAGCAUUAAUAGAAGAUCAAAGCAAAAAUCAUAUAAAUAGGAUGAUAUUAUUAAAGAUAAUUCCCUCCCCUCUAAAUAUAGAAUGAAAUCUAACAAUGUUCAACAUUUUAGAGGAACUACCAUAGGAGGCUUUUAAUAAAAUGUGGAAUAAAUGAGUAAUUAAGAGAAAAAUAAAUCUCCAAUUAAACUUAAAGUCUUAAUCCAAGAUGCUUAAUUGAGAGAGAAACCAGAAUUAAACUGUGAGAUUAACGAAGAAAAUAUGGCUGAUAAGGUGCUUUACCCUUACAUAAAAAAACAACAAUAUAACCAGAAAAAUAAUACAAAUAUCCAAUUUGCUGGUGAUCCAUACUCCCCUACAAGAGAUUUAAUGUUUCUCAAUGAAUUCAAUGACAAAGAAAUGUUUUAUACUCAUCUUCCAACUGAUUAAAGUUACAAUUAGAAUAUUUCUACCUUAUAUCAGAAAAUAAAUAAGAAUUUCUAACCUUCUCAAAUACAAAGAUACUAUAAAAUACAAAAGUUCUAGACAACUUAAAAUCCUUCAAUUAAUUUAAGAAACACUUUACAAAUGUCAAAGUUGGGAGCAACAGAGAAUUCUUAUGGAGUUAGUAUAAAACCAAAGCUCUUCGCCUCACUUUAAGUAGAUGAAACUGAAGGUUAGACAGAACAAUCCAAAAGUGCAAUGAAUCAAUUUUAGAGUACUUCAAUACCUUAGAAGCAGUAAAAGCAGAAUAUCCAAUCUUCAUUUUAUUCGAUUUAAAAAAAUUACAAUAACACUAAAGGCAUGCAACAAUACCUUUUUUUGAAUAAUUGA